AUGCCUCUUGUUACCAACCCCAUCCUUCCUGGGUUUAACCCGGAUCCCUCUAUUCUUCGGGUUAAGUAUGAUUAUUAUAUUGCCACGUCAACCUUUGAAUGGUACCCCGGUGUUCAGAUACACCAUUCUAAGGAUCUUGCGAAUUGGAGCCUAGUGUGUCGGCCUUUGAAUCGUGCAAGCCUUCUUGAUAUGCGUGGGAUACCUGAUAGUUGUGGAGUCUGGGCUCCAUGCUUAUCCCAUGAUGGAUCGAAGUUCUAUCUUGUUUAUACAUGCACCAGACGACUUCACGGAUCUUUCAAAGAUACUCCCAACUACAUCACGUGCGCCGACGAUAUCCAAGGACCGUGGAGUGAGCCAGUAUACGUCAAUUCCUCAGGUUUUGACCCUUCAUUAUUCCAUGAUAAUGAAAACGGCACGAAAUGGUUCGUCAAUAUGCUGUGGAACCACCGCAACCGACCUCUUCUAUUUGCAGGUAUUUGCUUGCAGCAGUACGAUCCUGAUCUGGGAAAGCUGGUGGGACCUAGGAAGAACAUCUGGCAAGGAACGAGUUUAGGGUAUGUAGAGGGUCCACACAUGUACAAACGCAACGGCUGGUACUACAUACUGGCUGCUGAGGGUGGAACUGGAUGGUUUCACGCAUGUUCCAUGGCAAGGUCUCGAUCAAUCUGGGGUCCUUACGAGAAUCAUCCAGAGAACCAUAUCCUGACUUCAAAGGACGACCCGUCUACCGAAUUACAAAAGGCUGGCCAUGGAGAUAUUGUGGAUACGCCCGACGGUCGAACUUAUCUGGUGUAUCUUACCGGUCGGCCUACGGGACAAGAACGUCGAUGUGUCCUUGGUCGUGAGACAGCUAUACAGGAGGCAUACUGGGCCGAUGAUGACUGGUUAUACGUGAAGGAUGGUCCAAUUCCCAGUUUGCACGUUAACUUGCUGGCGGCUCGCAAUGAUGCGAAUUAUUGGGCUGAGCAAAGAUAUACUUUUGAGAGCAAUCUCCCGUCCGAUUUUCAGUGGCUCCGAACGCCCAAGCCGAACCGUAUCUUCGAGGUAGACAAUGGACUCGUCUUAUAUGGUCGCGAGUCGAUUGGCUCCUGGUUUGAGCAGGCUCUUGUAGCGCGUCGACAGUGUCAUUUCUCAUUCGAUGCCGAGACAAUAAUUGAGUUCUAUCCAGAGGAUGAGCGUCAGUACGCAGGGCUUACUGCAUACUACAACCGGUAUAGCUUCUACUACCUUACUGUCACUGCACACUCGGACGGAGAGAGGGAACUUCUCUUGAUGAAGGUUUCCGCCCCAAACAAAGAAGCAUCACUGGAUAGUCAUACUAUUGAGCCUGUUUCGAUUCCUAAACAAGGUAGAGUAAAGUUAGCUAUGUCAGUACGCGGAGACAAAUUACGCUUCUUUUACGCCAUGAAAGAUGAGGAACUUAAGCAGAUGGGGCCGGUGCUGGAUGCAUCAACGCUUUCGGAUGAAUGUGCUCAGGACUGGGGAGGCUCCCCUUUCACUGGUGCAUUUGUCGGGAUGGCCUGUUCGGAUCUGAACGGACUAGCACGAGAGGCCCGGUUUGACUACUUUGCUUACCGUCCUGUCAGAGAUCGGUCGGAUCGCUAUGGAGAUUUCAAGGCUAGAGGCAGGAUCGAAUAA
Fusarium oxysporum Fo47 is the source of this 1638-nucleotide messenger RNA. Its product is annotated as family 43 glycoside hydrolase. The coding region runs from base 1 to 1638 and encodes 545 amino acids. The transcript has a single exon. The record is from RefSeq and is a predicted model, not a curated record. Gene Ontology annotation, biological process: carbohydrate metabolic process. Gene Ontology annotation, molecular function: hydrolase activity, hydrolyzing O-glycosyl compounds. Lineage: Eukaryota; Fungi; Ascomycota; Sordariomycetes; Hypocreales; Nectriaceae.